This is a messenger RNA of Octopus bimaculoides (California two-spot octopus), 630 nucleotides long. Its product is annotated as piggyBac transposable element-derived protein 4-like. The record is from RefSeq and is a predicted model, not a curated record. NCBI's taxonomy places the organism in Eukaryota, Metazoa, Mollusca, Cephalopoda, Octopoda, Octopodidae.
AUGAGAGCGUUUUUCACAAUCAAUAUUAUGUUUGGUGUUAAACAGCUUCCUCGACUGUGGAACUACUGGAGUCCUGAUAUAAAGUAUGGUGAUCCGUAUAUCUCAAGUAUAAUGUCAAAGAUGAGGUAUUCGAAAAUAUCUCAGUAUUUACAUUUAAUUGAUUCUGCUAAUGCCCCCAGCAAAAACGACCCAAACUACAAUCCCCUGUACAAAGUACGUCCUGUAAUUGAUUUACUCCUUAAUAGUUAUAAAACUGUGUAUCUACCUGGGAAAAAUCUCAGUGUAGAUGAAGCCAUGAUAGGCUAUAAGGGCAGAGUACAUUUUCAGCAGUACAUGCCUGCCAAACCCACUAAAUGGGGGAUCAAGAUAUGGGAUGUUUGUGAAUCAGACACUGGAUACUGUGUAAACUUUGAUGUUUACACAGGUAAAAAAUAUAAUGGAAACAAACCAUAUGGAUUGGGACAUGAUGUAGUAUGGUCUCUUACUGAACCGUUUUACCACAGAUCUGACACCUCUAUUUUGACAGUUUUUUUUUUUUUCUUCAGUGACUUUGGCAGAAAAUCUUACACGUGCAGUACUGUUAUGGGCAACUGUAAAGGUUUACUCUGUGAAAUGAAAACAAAAUUUUAA